UGACCUAGAAAACGUAACGACCAGAACAGUGUUUUCCCUAUAGGUUUUUCCUUUUUCCCAAUGUUUUUUUCCCUCUAUGGUUUUUGUUUUUUUGCGCUUUUGCCUAUCCGAGAGUUUUAUAAAUCAGCAGCAGCGAGAGGAACAGGAUUAGGAAAACCGGAAGUGAAAGACAGGAAAACGGCGCUCUGUUGUUUAUAUCUUUCCAGUGUGACUGGUGGGCAGAGAUCGGAUUCAGAGCCAUCAAAUUUGAUAAAUAUACCUUUUAUUUAAAACAUUUGAUUAUUUUCAGUAUGUCAACAGAUCCAAAUAUUAGAUAACACAUUUAUUCCCUUUCCCCAAUGAAACGAGAACAGUAAGUUACAUUUUCUGUUUAGACCUUAUUCAAGGUACUGUAAAUCAACAACACAUUUUAAGUCACGUUAUUAACAUGUCUGAUAUCGGUGUGAUCUGAUCAAAUGGUUCUUUUGUGGAGUGGAAGAACAGAUGUAUUCAGAUUCAGAAUCGUGCCAAGCGAGGAUUAAACAGAGUGUCAGCACCAGGAGUUCUUCAGAGAGAUGGAUGAGGUAUUGGAGAAGUUUCUUGAAGAUCAGAAGACGAAGAUAGCAGAAGAGAAGGCCUGUCUGGAACAGGAGCCCCCUUACAUGGAGAUGAGGAGGCGGACAGGCCGUGUUCUCCAGAAAGAGAACAUCCCUCCAUGCACAUGUCAGCAAGGUACAGAUGGAUUGAGUCUGCCGCUCGGAGAAGAAUAUGAGAGAAAGAAACACAAACUGCAAGAAGAGCUCAGGAAAGAUUACAGGAAAUACAUGGAAGAGAAAGCUCACUGGGACGCUGGUGACAUUCACACAGUUCCAGAGAGAAGAGGAAUACCCAAGACGGUCCGUGUGCGAAAUGUGGCCACCCUUACAGAGGUGUGUGGUCUGGGCUGGGGUGUGUGUAGCUCUGAGGAAGACUGCAGUGAUGAAGAACUCAUACUUUUACAAGGGAGACGACAUCAGAAAGCGAGAGACACCAGGACAGCAAACAGCGAAGAAUUGUACGCAGAGACAGGGCAUCACAUGAGCAAACUACAGCACAGAAACAGAAUGUCGUUAUCCGUUGCGACCCAAGCCAAUGAAAGAUCUGUAUCUGGGGCCAGUCAGGACACAGUUUACACCACUGGAAUCCUAAUAGGUGCAACAGAUCUGGAGGCCAUCCUGAAGAGAAAAAAGGAGCAUUAUAGACGUGAACUACAAGAACAAAUUGCAGAGAAACAGAGUCACAGGAGGGAAAAAGAACUGGACCUGAGAGUUGCGAGAGUAACAGAUGCUGAGAAAAAGCAGCUCUUUGUGAGUGAGGCGUCCACAUACAGAAAACAACCUAGAGAUGACAUCUUCCGCCUGGACACUGCCGAGCCUCCUGAGGGUCUUCUGCAAUACAGGACAGACCCUCUGUCUCCAUCCAGGAUGCCUUUUAUCCCCACUCACUCCUCAUAUAAUUCCAAGACUCCAAAUAAUGAUUCUGAGAGUUUGCUGAGCCCCAGCAGAGCCUAUGGCCCAUUAACUGGAGUUUUUUUUCCAACAUCAUCAGGAGAGCCACACCCUCUCAGUCCUCACAACGAGCACAGCAGAAGCACUCACAGACAGAUGUUUCUGGGUGAGAAUGAAGGUGUGGGUUCAGGUCUUUCAGUGUUUCCUGCACAUCAAGCGCAGAAGAACAGACUCAGCUAUAAAGAGGAGCUCAGACAGCAGAUAGAGGAGCGGGCCGCACAGAGGAGGGUGGACCGAGAGGAGAAGAGAAGACUGGAUGCAGAACUCGAUGCUGAUAUGAGAGCAUAUGAACCCUGGGGAAGGGGCGGAGCUGGUGCACCACUCAAAGACAGCACUGGAAAUCUAAUCACUGAUCUGAAGCAGAUGCACCUUUUGAAUGCAGCUGCAGCACAAAUACCGGAGAGGCCAGGUUUUGUUGAGACACACACUCCACAGUUUGCAAGAGGAAAUGUGUUCAAUCAGAUGCUGUCACCCCAGCAACUACAGGAGCAAGACCAGUACAAAGCAUACCUGAAACUCCAGAUGGAAGAGAAGCAAAGGAAGCAAGCGGAGGAGAGAGAGCGGAUGAGGGCAGAGGAGGAGAGGGAGGACAGACGACUGGCAGAACAGAGAGAGAAAAUCAGGAGAGAGUAUGAAGAGGAGCAGGAGAGCAGGAAAUGCAGAGAGAUGGAGCAAAAACUGAAGAAUGAAGAACUUGCUCGUCUGGCAGAAGAGAGACGGAGGGAUGCAGAGAAAAAGAAAAAAGAAGAAGAAAAAGAGAGAGCAGCUUUUCGAAAACAGGAACAACAAAAGAGACAAAUACGGCUGCAACAACAGGUUCAACGUGCGCCAUCACCUCCUAUCCCUACCUUACAGAACAAACACCGCAACCCUUCAAAUGCAACAGAUUUCUCUCCGUUUCGGGCUCCUACAUCUCCAGAACACAGAAACCAUCAGAGAACAGAGAAAGACAGAAGUGAGGUUGUUAAUGAGCUGAGUGUGUUAAGAAGACGUCUACGCAGUGAACAACAGCGUCUGGAGGAGCAGCUCUUGCGGACAGAGUGGGAUCCUCUCCCCUCCCCCUUCACUGACAGGCCCAGGGUGGAUGUGUUUGACAUGGCACGCAUGCGUAUGCCUGUUAGAGGCCCCUCCUCCCGAGGCACCGAGCCAAUCAGCUCAAAGAAAUCCUAUGACAUCAUGUACAGAGAAACUAACACUUUUUUUUCAUAUUUCUCAGAUGACUUUAUGCCACUUCCUAGAACACAGCAGUCUAGGAACAGAGCAGUUGAGGGGGGACGAGGAUCUGUGCUUCUGUCAGAGAGUGAAUUUAUAGAUCAGAAUGGAGUUGCUUUCCCGCUUCCUCCAGAUGUUGAGAGGAAAUCUCCUAAGCCAUCAGCACGAGAACGACGCAGACUAGCAAACCUUCAGGCUGCAGGAAAGCAGCCGGUGCAGCAGCAGUCUCUCAGUAUGAGGAAACUCAGAGACACAAACACCCUCAGGAUGAAGAGACUACAAGCCUUCGGUCAUCACAACACCACACCAGGAGGCUGCUCUGAUGAUGAGGAUGAUGAAGAUGAAGCUGGUCGUCGUGAUGAACGUUUUACCCUGACGUCUCCUGGCUGGCCCAGUUACAUUGAUCCAGCUACUACAGAGCCCUGGAUUCGAGCGGAGUCGUCAGAUACACUUAGGAGGCUGAUGUCUGGCUCUGAACUCUAAGACGGAUGUAGGACGGACUAUAACAUACACAACUGCAGAUAUAGGACAUUUUAAGUAAUUGGACCUCUUGAGCAAAUAAGACUGAUCAACAGAAUCUUUUUAACUGAAUAACAAAACCCCUUGUGGAAGCUGAUUGGUGGAUUCGUAUCAAGUGAAGACAAAACAGUGUUUUACAGUUUUUACAAAACAGAAGGAAUGUAAAUUCCUUUUAGAAAUGGCAGCUUUUAAAAAUAUUUGUAAUGAACCAAAUCUUAAGGUUUUUUUUUUUUUUUACACAUCAGGAUUCUCCAGAAUAAAUAGCACUUAUUGAAAGCA
This is a messenger RNA of Pimephales promelas (fathead minnow), 3536 nucleotides long. The record is from RefSeq and is a predicted model, not a curated record. NCBI's taxonomy places the organism in Eukaryota, Metazoa, Chordata, Actinopteri, Cypriniformes, Leuciscidae.